This is a messenger RNA of Cutaneotrichosporon oleaginosum, 1813 nucleotides long. RefSeq lists its product as uncharacterized. Gene Ontology annotation, biological process: iron ion transmembrane transport. The record is from RefSeq and is a predicted model, not a curated record. Lineage: Eukaryota; Fungi; Basidiomycota; Tremellomycetes; Trichosporonales; Trichosporonaceae. Gene Ontology annotation, cellular component: high-affinity iron permease complex; plasma membrane. Gene Ontology annotation, molecular function: ferrous iron transmembrane transporter activity.
CGCCUCCACUCUGCAGUCGUUUUCCUCCAUCGGCCGACGCGACUCCGCCACCCCUUCCCCCAUCCCACGCGCCGUGACUCUGGUCACUCGCAGCCGGCCCAAAGUCUCACAUCCCGCCACUCCUCUCUUCUCCAUCACUCUCCUCUCUCCAUUCCUCUUUCCGACGGCGCACGCCGUUCUCAACUCCAAAACAUGACGGCGUCGACAGAUUUCUUCAAUCCUGUGGCGGCAUUUAUUGCCCUCCGUGAGACCCUCGAGGCCGGCAUCAUUAUCGCCGUCCUCCUCGGCUUCAUCGAGCAGAUCAUCCCUGUAAACCCCACUGGGGGAGCACUCGGCGCGGGGGGCUCGCGCACCGAGCUUCUUCCCCCCACCGAAGACACCGAGGGCUCAUACUCGACCUUCAGCGCACGCCGGGACUCGAACCGAGCCCCGGCCAUCCCACCACAGCUGCUGUCGCCCAGCCUAAGCCCGACGCAGUCCAACCGCGCCCUUGACUCAGACUUUGAGCUGUCUGACGACGAAGCCGCCGGCAAUGGCCAGCAGUUUGGGCCGGACAGUCGUGAGCAGAUCGUACGCAAUCUCAAGGCGCAAGUUUGGAGUGGUGCGCUUCUCGGGCUCGCUGCGGCGGCCUUCGUCGGCGCCAUCUUCCUCUAUGUGUUCUACACCUUUGCACACGAUCUCUGGCAGGAUGCUGAGAACCUCUGGGAGGGUAUCUGGUGCGGUAUUGCCGCUAUUAUCAUCCUCGUCAUGGGUCUUGCUUUCCUUCGCCUUCCUCAUGCGCGCAUGAAGUGGCGCCUGAAGCUUCUCCAAGCUGUCGAGGGAGCCGCCGGCGUUGACCAGAAGUCAACGUCAUCGGCCCGUCGCCGUCACCGCAAGAUGGGCGCCCGCGCUGCCCGUGGCUGGAUCCUCUUCGGCCUCCCUUUCAUCACGGUGCUCCGUGAGGGUCUCGAGGGCGUUGUCUUCCUCGGCGGCAUCGGCCUGACAGGUUCCCCCCUCUCGAUCUUCACCGGUGCGCUCGCUGGCUUCCUGAUCGGCGGUGUGCUUGCCGUCACUCUCUUUACCCGCUCUGAGGCCAUGACGCUUCAGCGGUUCACAACAUUCUCGACUGUCAUCCUCUUCCUGAUGGGCGCCGGAUUAGCAAGCCGCUCGGCGUACUCUCUCGAGCGCCAGUACUUCAUCAACGGCGUUGGUGCGGCCGCGGCUGAGGGCGGCGACGGCCCCGGCUCUUUCCGCGUCGCCCACAACAUCUGGAAGCUCUGGGGUUCCAACCCCGAGCCUGGGCAUGAGGGCUACAGCGGCUUCUGGCAGCUCGCCCAGUCUCUUGUCGGCUGGAACAAUGUCGGCACCUACUGGACUGUCGGCGCGUACGAGGUGUAUUGGUUCAUUAUCAUCGCUACUCUCGUCCGCAUGAAGUACAGGGAGGGCAGAACCGAGCUCUGCGGCCGUCGCUCCAAGCGUGGAUGGGAGCUCGAGCGCAGCCGCCGCCGCGCUCUCCGUGAGGAGGGCGAGGAGGAGGGCCUUCUUGGUCCUCAUGCCGAGGGCUCGGGCUCGGGCUCGGGCUCGCGCAGGAGCAACGACGAGUAGGCUGACUCGUCUGUAAAAAUGUCCGCAGAACUUGGUAGACUGUACACCCCACUCUCAAUCUGCACACAGCUAGAUCGCACUAGACUGUUCAUCACCGACAUCCUACACAUUCUCAUUCUCAUACUAAAAUAGAAGCCCGUCUUCAUAGCAUACACCCAUGCCUCUGUAUCAUCUGGACACGUAUAGGAUUAGACAGGCGUCAUUUGUGCGACAGCUGCGUCCAACGAAG